AUGAACAAAGAUGAAAAUCAUUAUCAAAUCCUUGGCGUUGAUCCAAAUGCAUCAUUGGCAAAAAUUCGUGAAGCAUACCGAAAACAAGCGCUUCAACAUCAUCCUGAUAAAAAUUCAAACGAUCCAAAAGCCACUGAAAUGUUUAAAUCAAUUCAAAAAGCGUAUAAAAUGUUGUCAGAUCCAAGUACACGAAACGAGUACAAUUCUAACACUGAUUUUGAUGACGAUGAAGGCAGUGAUGAUGAUGAUGUACUGUUUAACAACGAUAACAUUGAACGAUUACACAUGGGAAAAAAGUGGUCCGAAGAUUUUGCAGAAAAAAUUAAUAUUUGGACGCGAGAGUAUGAACAUAUGUCCAUUCAAAACAAUUUUAAAAAUGAAAUAAAAAAUGUUUUAAACGAGACGGUGGAACAAUUUAGUGAAUAUUUUAAUCCGGAUGGACAAAUAAACACGUACACCGAAUGUGAAACAUGCAAAAAAAGUUGCUUGAAUUUAGACGAUCAUAAUGACGCUGUUGUUCAUCCAUACACGAAUUUGUUUAAACUUUCGCACUCACCUGCAGCGAGUACGAUUUUAGAUGAAAAAGUGGAAGCAGUCGUUAAACCAACCAUUUUCAACUGGCAACCGGUUCGAUUCACAUCAUUAUGGACAAAUUUGUGGUCAAAUCCAGAAUGGCAAAACAAGAAGAAAACAAUUGAAAAAUUAACUGAGUCAAUUCAAAUACUAAAAUCGACAAAAGUAAACGAUGAUGCUUCAUUCGUUUACAUUGAUGUUAAUCGUACAAAUUACAAAAAAAUCGAAACAUGUAUUAACCAAUUAACGAAAAAAGACCGAUGCAAUUAUUUUGACGAUACGCAAAUUCCUAAACAAAUCAUAAAAAUACUUAAUGAGACGUGUCAAAUGCAAGACAGAGAAACCAGUAUUAAUCGCCGACCAACUGGUAGACGUGUACUCAUAAUUAAUAACAAUACUCUAUCUCCAGCUGAUCGACAGUUGUUGGAUAAUCAUAUCAAUAUCAAUGACUUUUAUUAUACUGUCCAAACUCCAUCUGAUCCCCUACCUGACAGUGAUCAAACAAACUGCAACGAAUGUGGUAAAAAAUUUUAUCUAUUUCGUCAGCGCUAUCAUUGCCAAAUGUGUGGCACAAUGCAGUGUGACAAUUGUCAAUUACGGCAGAACAUACCUCAUUUAGGUUAUGUUGAACCAGUUCGAAUUUGCCGAAUAUGUGUCAAACAAAAACUUGCAGUUUUAAAUGAAACAAUGUUUGCUUGUCUUCAACGAAUUAUAAAUGCGAAUAUCAACGCUCAUUUUCCGGUUUAUCUCGCACUUCUUCAAUAUUACAAAACACAAAAUUUGUCGACGUACUACCGCCAAAUUGCAGAGCGAUUUUUUGCCUUGAAUAAUUAUUCCUUAGCCUUACAAUGUUACGUAUAUGCAGAAUUAAAAUGUCAUGAAUGGCUAGACAUGAUUGCACUUGCUUGUAAAAAUCAAAACUAUUCACUUGCUCGUACCUUCGUGGAUAUUGUAACAAAAAUGUAUUCCAAAGACAAGAUAUUCUGGUCAAAAACAUUCGAUGAAUAUUUGUCAAUGAUACCAUCGGGUGAAAAUGAUACGUUUCAUUAUGCAACUAUGAGUCUCUUGAUUUAUGAUGCAACAAAAUUUAACAAUACAAGUUUAUUGUCGAAAUGUAUCUUUUAUGAUAGGCAGAAUAACUAUGAAAUGUGUCUUCUAUUUUUACUUUAUAUGAAAUCUCAACAUUAUACAUCCAUUGAUUGGAUACAUAUGGGCAAAGAGUUUAUGCGUUCAGAAAAUAUACGAUUGGCAGUAUUUUGUUUUCAAUCCGCUAAUGUCUCUAUGGAAAAUUGGAUUCGUCAGUUCGACCAAUUAUGUUCACAAAAUGAAGAAUAUUCAAUAGUAUCAUCAAUGUUACCGUUGAUGAACAAAAUGGAAGUUCGAGAUUCUUUUAGAAAUGUUCAAAUAAGAAAUCCCGUCAUUUAUUAUUUACGUAAAAUAUUACUGUCUCCGAAUGAAUCAUUACAUGAUUGGCUAAAUUAUGCCGUUUUACUGAUGAAACGAAAUGAAGAUAGUUUAAAUAUCAUUUGGUGUUUAAUAUUUAUACAAGCUCAAUUUAAUGUUGACUGGAAUGCAUUAACAAAUGAUUCGAUUAUACAAGAUCAACGGGAAAAAGUAUUACUAUGUGUAAAAAUGCAGCAAUUAAUUAAUUCGAAAAAUGACACUAUCACAAUGCUCGCAUUGUUUAAUAAUAAUGUCUUUAAAAAAGAUCAAUCGUUGCUAAUGGAACUUAUUCAUAUGUCCAGUAUAGACUGGAAAAUGGCCGGUGAUUUUUAUUUCAACGAGAAUAGAUACGAAAAUGCUAUAAAUUGCUAUUUACAGAGAAAUACAGACGAGAUGAACAGUUAUAUCCUAUCACAAGCUCUGAAGUGUGUUGACAUCGAUUUUACCGCCUUAUACAUAAUUAUUGUUUAUCGUCAAACAAAAUCAAAUUCAAAAUUUCUCGGACAUAUUAUUGAUAAUCUAUCUCAAUCAUUGCAGUUAUCUAAUGAAGUUAAAAAAGAAUUAUUCAUUGCGACGAUUCGAAUCUAUGAACAUGUAUUUUUUGAUACAGUACCAAUGUUUAAGUUUCAUCUUUUUAUACUGAGUGAAUUAAUUAAAGAUGAAAAAUUAACUGUAGACUAUAUUUCAUUAAUGAAUGGUGGACUGCAUUUUAUUAAUCGAUAUGAAAAUUUGACGAGUGAUUCAGUCGGUAGUUUAGUUGAAAUGACUAAGAAAUUUAUGACAAAAAUGAAUAUCAUUGUUUAUGAUCAAAUAAAAGCGGCUACCUAUCUGACUAUCCAAGAAUUUGCAAAAAUUAUUAAUGAAGAUCGCAAUCUUCAAGUUUUGAAAAUUAUACUGAAUGAUUGCCUUGGUAGACAAAAAAUAGAGGAAUUGACAUCAGUACGCUAUCGAUCAAUGUUAUAUAUGAUUCAAGCUCAAAUAUGUAGACUUGAAAAUAAUAUACCACAAUCAUUGGUUAAGUUGCACGAAGCACUUCGAUGUUGUCCGACGGAUGAUGUGACAAAUGCUGUUAUCUGCAUGUUGAGAGAUAUUUAUUUUCACGAAACAAUUGUUCAACAUUUAAUUAGUGAUAUACGUAAAAUGAAAAUACAUUUCGAACACACAGGCUUCAUUACUCCACUCAUUUCGCUUACUGAUUUACCUGAGAUGAGUGUUCAAUCGACCGGUUUGAGAAAGACACCACGCUUGAAUAUGAUAAGAAAAUAUGAACGAGCUAUCAUAAGACGAAUGAAAAAUGAAUUGUUGAACGCUGCUCUAUCCUAUAUUGAUCUCUCAAUGGCCGUUGGAGAUCCAACAUGUAUCGCAUCGAACUUUCUUAUGGCUUCACUUUACUUUUAUAAAUUGUUACAACAAACUCGUGAUUCGUCUAAAGCUUAUGCCUAUCGAAAUGUUAUUAAUAAUAUUACAGUCCAAGUAUAUUUAUUGUCUCGACGUUAUUUACCUCCCCAUAUGCAAAUUUAUAUGUUUAAAAUUUCAUUUACAUUGAUUACUAGAGCAACAGAAAUAUUUCAAACACACAUUCAUGCGACAAAAAAAAAUCCAAAUAACUAUCAUCCUCAUAUGUUAAUAACGAGACAAAUUAGAACAGUUCUUAGUGAAUUACUGAAAAACAUGGUAAAUCUUGUCCAGGUAGCACCCUUGCACAAACUCUCACUAUCACGUAGUUAUGAUUUAAUCUAUGUAGAAGUUGUCGGACAAGAAUUAUUCGCAAAAUUUUUGAUGGCUGCCAUUGCAAAACCCAACGAGAAUUUAUUAUCUUUACACGUUUAUGAGUAUUAUCUGUUUGAGGGUGUAUGGAGAGGAUGGAUGCAAGAGAAAACAUUUGAUGAGGCUCGAUUUAACUGUAUGCAAUCAUUAUUAUCUACAAAAAAUUGGAAUAUGAUCGACGUACAAAAGCAAUUACAAUGGUCACUGUUAACACGUACACAUGACGGUUGGUUACCCGAGCGAACAUUUCCUCUUCGACUUUCGAAAGAAAAAUUCGCCAGAGUACAUGGCAUUUCAUUCUACAUUGAAACUGGUGAAAUCAAAUUUUUAUUCCAAGAUGCUGGAUCAUCCAUGGAGGGCCUCUUCGAUGCUCAAGACGUAUUAGAAGUAAUGCGAAAAGGUUUAGUCUAUGGCAUAUUCACACUUGAUCAACCGAAUAUCGAAUAUCCAUCUCAUCCGUUUCAAGAGAUGCGAUAUGGACCAUCAAAAUUAUCAGAUACGCAUUAUCUUUCAACAUUACUUCAUGCCGAUUAUUUAUUGAAAAUGUUAUCAACGGGCACAGAAGUUUGUUCGGAGCCACCAUUCGAAAUGCGUCAGACAGUCGACGGAUUUCUCAAACGUUUACCUGAAUGGUUGAAACAAGAACUGAAACCCAUCGAUGAACGGAAAGACAGUGUAAUCAUAGAUAGUGUUCAUCGAUUUUGGAUUGAAGCAGGAGAAAUUACAUAUGAACACACGUUUGAUGAAAACAAUGGUGUUAUUACUUAUUAUCUGAGUGAUGUGCCAAUGUGUGUUAAAAAACAGUUGAUGAAAUAUGAUGAAGAAGGAAAUUUAAUUGAUAAUACAUCAAAACCGGACGAGGAUCAAACACCGGAAGCGGAAUUUGCCCGAGCAUUUACAAAACAUUAUGAAGAAAUUGGUUCGUAUUUUCCUGAAUUGUUACGAUUAAAAGAAUUGCUAAAACUCGGUGUAUUGCUCAUUUUUAUUCGAUCAACAUUUGAAAAUAUUCAAAAACACAUGAAUAAUCUUGAUAUUGAAGUUACGCCUAUUAACAAUUUUUUACAAGGAAUUCGUAAUCAACUAACCUAUCCAUGUGUAACAGAUAACGAAAUAAACCGACUUUAUAAUCGAAUUUUAAACGAAAACAAUAUACAGUCAUCGGCCAUUUCAUACAAUGAGACAAAUGAAUUAAAAAACAAAAUUAGAACGCAACUAAGCGAAGCAGAUGAAACAAACUUGAAUAAAGUGACUGAUGUUAUUUGUGAGUCUUGUCAUUGUUCGAGCGACCGAUACCCGGUAAAACAAUAUGUUUUGAAUUGGUUGAUGCACAACAACAAGACAAAUCUUGUCAACUGUAUUGUCAAUUCUCUGAAAACCUUUAAACGUGAAAAAUACUCAAAAAUAUUAGAAACAAUUAUUUAUCUAGGAGUGAAUUUGGAUGAACAAACUAAGUUUUCCUUAGAUAAUUCUUCGACUGACUGUUCAUGGGUACCUGCUGUGUUUUGCUCUAAAGAAAAAAGUCACAUGAAAGUCUACGGUGGUGUGAAUUUACAACCGAACCUGAAAGAAGGCAAUGUCAAAAAUAAAAACAGUGACCAAAUUAAGCAAUACGAUCCUCAAAAGGUAAUGAAUAGUGCAGAUAAACCAGCAUCAUCGCAAAUUCAAAGUAACGGGUCAUCCGGUAAGGGAGCAGGACAAAGAAGAAUUGUGACUACGGCGGACAAUAAUGACGAUGGAGGCUCAAAUCGAAAACAAGGAUGGAGAAAAAGAGACGAGGGAGAAAAACCUUAUCAUCACAGAACAUUUGGUGACCAGAAUGAAAUUCCUCAAAUAAAAGAAAACGAAUAUGCAGCGUGUAGAACGGAAAGACAAGCAUUUAACAUGGCCAAAGAUCAAUUUGGUGUCGCAAGAAAUGCACAACCGAUAUUUCAAACGAAAGUCGAAGAAACGUUUAAAGGGAAGAGAACAGGAUAUAAAUUACCAUUGUAUGGAUAUUUUGAUAUGCAAGGAGAACAGUUGUAUACACACGAAGGAAAGACUUGUAGAAAAAUUGUGUUGAUUCGAAGAGAUCGUGAACAUGAUUACAAAGAUGAAAAUCCAAAUGGAAAUCAAACGGCACACAGCAACGCUGGCGAAAUUUUUAUUCCAAUAGGCAAGUGCUCUUCAUCAAAGGAGAUGAAAGCGUAUGUAGAUGCAUUGAUACAAAAUUCUAAGCUGCCGAAAACCUUUUUGAAAAAACAUUAUUUCACUCAAACUCCAUGA
Didymodactylos carnosus is the source of this 6045-nucleotide messenger RNA. Lineage: Eukaryota; Metazoa; Rotifera; Eurotatoria; Philodinida; Philodinidae. The record is from the annotation of a GenBank genome assembly.